CUUCCAUUCAGACUGGUCAACCAAAUGGAAGAGCCAAGUCAAAGUCUUCCCUUUCCUUCACUAUGUUCCACCUCCACCAUAAGUCCAUAACUAUAAACACAAUUUCCACAAAUGAAACCAAAACACAAUCCUAAGAUUAUUAUAAACAUAAUUCUAAUAUGCAUCCAACUACAACACUUACAUAUUGAAAUUCAAAUUCAAAAUGAAAUUCAAAUUCAAAUUUCAAAUGAACAUGUACUUCAAAUCUCACUUUCUAUUCCUAACCCUUGUUUUCGUCACCACCACCGUCGCCGCCGUAUCCCCCGGCACCACCCUCUCCGCCUCCAAUACCAACCAAUCAUGGUCCUCUCCGAGUUCCACUUUCUCCCUCCACUUCAUCCCCGUCGAUCCACCAACCUCCCCUCCUUCCUUCCUCGCCGCCAUCGUCUACUCCGGCGGUGCUCCCGUCGUAUGGACAGCCGGUAACUCCACCGCCGUCGAUUCCAAUGGUUCCUUCCAAUUCCUCACCACCGGUUCCCUUCGUCUCGUCAACGGCUCCGGCGCCACUGUCUGGGACUCAGGUACCGCUAACCUCGGUGCGACAUCAGCCACCGUCGAUGACACUGGUAAAUUGGUAAUUUCAAACGGAACAAAAAUCCUUUGGUCAAGCUUUGACCACCUUACUGAUACACUUUUGCCUUCACAGAAUUUCAGUGUUGGUAAGGUUCUGAAAUCUGGUCUUUAUAGUUUUAGUCUUAGUGAAAUUGGUAAUUUAUCAUUGAUAUGGAAUGAUAGCAUAAUUUUCUGGACUAAAGGUGUAAAUUCAUCUGUGAAUGGUAGUUUGAGUUCACCUUUUAUAUCGUUGUCAUCGAUCGGGAUAUUGCAACUUUCGGAUCUGAAUUUGAGUACUCCUGCUGUUGUUGCUUAUAGUAGUGAUUAUGCUGAUGCCGGUAGCGGUGGUAGUGAUGUUUUAAGGAUUUUGAAAUUAGAUAAUGAUGGGAAUUUAAGGAUUUAUAGCACUUCUAAGGGUAGUGGAAACCCUAGAGUUAGAUGGGCUGCUGUUGAAGAUCAAUGUGAAGUUUAUGCUUAUUGUGGGAAUUAUGGUAUAUGUAGUUAUAAUGAUACUAACACUAUUUGUGGGUGCCCUUCUGAGAAUUUUGAGUUCUUGAGUAGUAGUAAUAGUAGGAAGGGGUGUAGGAGGAAGGUUAGUCUUGAUAGUUGUCAAGGGAAUGAAACUAUGUUGACAUUGGAUCAUACUCAGUUAUUGACUUAUAAACCUGAUACUGAGUCGCAGGCCUUUUUCAUUGGUAUAUCGGCGUGUAGAGGGAAUUGUUUGUCAGGUUCGCGUGCAUGUUUUGCUUCUACUUCUUUGUCGGAUGGGACGGGUCAAUGUUAUAUGAAAUCGGUUGAUUUUGUUAGUGGUUAUCAUAGUCCUGCGUUACCUAGUACUUCUUAUAUUAAGGUUUGUUCACCGUUGGCUCCGAAUCCGCCGCCUUCUUUAGGCGAGACGGUGAAGGAAAAGAGUUCGAGUGUACCUGCUUGGGUUGUUGUGGUUGUUGUUUUGGGUACCCUUUUAGGUGUGGUUGCAAUUGAAGGUGGUUUAUGGAUAUGGUGCUGUAGAAAAAAUGCGAGGUUUGGUGUUUUGUCGGCUCAGUAUGCUCUUCUUGAGUAUGCUUCGGGUGCGCCAGUUCAGUUCUCGUACAAGGAGCUUCAGCGGUCGACGAAAGGGUUCAAGGAGAAGCUUGGAGCUGGUGGAUUUGGUGCUGUUUAUCGAGGAAUUCUUGUUAACAAAACUAUUGUUGCAGUGAAACAACUUGAAGGCAUUGAGCAAGGUGAGAAACAGUUUAGGAUGGAAGUUGCAACUAUAAGUAGUACACAUCAUCUUAAUUUGGUGAGGCUUAUCGGUUUUUGCUCCGAAGGGCGACACAGGCUUUUGGUCUACGAGUUCAUGAAAAACAGUUCAUUGGAUAAUUUUCUAUUCCCAAAAGAAGAGCAAUCAGGAAAGUUGUUGAAUUGGGAGUAUCGGUACAAUAUCGCACUAGGAACUGCAAGAGGAAUCACGUACCUUCACGAGGAGUGUCGCGAUUGCAUAGUCCACUGUGAUAUCAAACCUGAAAACAUUCUCUUGGAUGAGAAUUAUGUCGCUAAAGUCUCCGAUUUUGGUCUUGCAAAGCUUGUUAACCCAAAGGACCAUAGGAAUAGAACCUUGACAAGCGUACGAGGAACAAGAGGAUAUUUAGCCCCCGAGUGGAUUGCAAAUCUUCCAAUAACAUCGAAAUCCGAUGUUUACAGCUAUGGCAUGGUUCUGUUAGAGAUUGUGAGUGGAAAGAGGAACUUCGAUGUCUCAGAGGAAACAAAUAGGAAGAAGUUCUCCAUUUGGGCCUAUGAAGAGUUUGAGAAAGGCAACAUCAAAGGAAUUUUGGAUAAAAGACUUGCAGAGCUAGAAGUCGAUAUGGCGCAAGUUACACGAGCGAUUCAAGUAUGCUUUUGGUGCAUCCAAGAGCAACCAUCUCAAAGACCAGCAAUGAGUAAAGUUGUUCAAAUGCUAGAAGGGGUAAAAGAAAUUGAGAAGCCACCACCCCCUAAAUUUGUUGUUGAAGGACCUGUUAGUGGAACCAGCACCUAUAUCAGCAGCAAUAUUAGUGCAUUGUCCACCACAAUAGGAGCCUCACCUCAUGAUCCUUCAUCAUCAUCAUCAUUCCAGACAAGUCGUGUUUCAAGCCUCACCAUUGGAAGAAACCCUGAGAAGGCAACUUCGUCCCUUUUACAAUUGGAUCAAUCAUAGAAACUGCUUUCAUUUUUUAUGAUUUGCCAAAAAUAUACAAGGUUACAUUCAUUGGUUUGGAAAUUGUGCUUGAACAGCAGAAGUUUUGCUGGUCAAAUACAGUGUAUGAUAUAUAUAGACUAUAUUUUGUAUGUUGUUUGGUUAUUGUAUACUAGUUUAAAAUAGGAGAUUGCAAAAUUACAUUUGAAUUGAUUAUCUGUAUUCAAUUCUUGAAAUUUCUUGUUAUUAUGUAUGCAGGACAAGUUUUAUAUCAAGACUACUGUCCUUACAUUUUCUCUUCUA
This is a messenger RNA of Cicer arietinum (chickpea), 3046 nucleotides long. RefSeq names its product G-type lectin S-receptor-like serine/threonine-protein kinase At1g34300. Gene Ontology annotation, biological process: protein phosphorylation; recognition of pollen. Gene Ontology annotation, molecular function: ATP binding; protein serine/threonine kinase activity. The record is from RefSeq and is a predicted model, not a curated record. NCBI's taxonomy places the organism in Eukaryota, Viridiplantae, Streptophyta, Magnoliopsida, Fabales, Fabaceae.